Molecule: messenger RNA, 633 nt
Organism: Exophiala xenobiotica
Lineage: Eukaryota; Fungi; Ascomycota; Eurotiomycetes; Chaetothyriales; Herpotrichiellaceae
Exons: 2
Coding region: 1-633 (210 amino acids)
Source: RefSeq, a predicted model, not a curated record
AUGAAAAUACUCGGUUCCUUACUCGUGCUCGCGGCAUCAUCUGCUGCAAACUACGUCUGUCCAGCGGCUCCCUCGAUGAACGACAGUACAGCACUAGAGUACGGCCAUCAAAUACAACGACUUCUCGUUCAGUACUAUCAUAGUGUCCCGGUUAAUGUAUCUUUCUUCUCAUCUCUGCCCGAGGGACAAACGACGGCUUCGAACGGCAUGACACUUGCCGAAAACACAUUGACCAAUGUUCAAGGCCUGGAGAAGCAGGCUGCGCUCGCAUUGCGAGCAAUCUCGGACGAAAUCAGUACGAUCAAAGGUGCCUCCAUGCCGAACAUGUGCGAUGUCAUGUUGCCGGCAGUGCUAAACGCAUCUGCUCAUCUUAUGAACGCCUUUAACAUUGAGGCGAGCUUGUGUGGUGCCUUCAUUGGUCUGGGCGAUUACUUCCAGUCACCGACUCUGAACUCGCUCAGUGCAAGGAUCGCUGCCGAACACGGUAUCCAUGCUUCUGCACUCCGAUCGAUGAUGCAGCCCGUCGGAUUUAUGCCUAACAGCACCAUGUUGACACCGGCCUUUCGGCCUGAUGAGGUCCUGAGUACUGGCACCGUGCGGUGGGAUGGUUUCAUUCGGUCCUUUGCUAUCUAA